Molecule: messenger RNA, 6036 nt
Organism: Pelobates fuscus (common spadefoot toad)
Lineage: Eukaryota; Metazoa; Chordata; Amphibia; Anura; Pelobatidae
Gene: HCN2
Product: hyperpolarization activated cyclic nucleotide gated potassium and sodium channel 2
Exons: 8
Coding region: 106-2811 (901 amino acids)
Biological process (GO): potassium ion transmembrane transport; regulation of membrane depolarization; sodium ion transmembrane transport
Cellular component (GO): axon; membrane; dendrite
Molecular function (GO): voltage-gated potassium channel activity
Source: RefSeq, a predicted model, not a curated record
UCCUUUUCUAUUUUCUCAUUGGAUGAUCUCCUGUUAGGUCCCGCCCCCCUGAGUGCCCCCGCCUUGCGGUCCCUCCCUCGGUUCACUCCGCUGGUCCCCGCUGCCAUGGACGGGCGGGGAGGCGGCAGCGGUGGCGGUAGCUGCAGCGCUGCGGGGAUGAGGGGAGCGGAGACAGCCGCCGCGGCUGAAGAGCAGCAGCCCCGUCCGGCAGGGAGACGAGGCACCCGCAGCCCGUGCAGCUCUGCGGGGACCCCGGGCACCGGCAAAGGUAGUCCGAAUGGGGAAUGCAGGCGGGAGCUCUCUGAGGAACCGCCCCGGGAGCACAAGGUGUCCUUCUCCACCGAACCCCCGCGGGGGUCCUCACCGGGAAAGGACACCGAAGAUGGAGAGGCCUUGGACGGGGAAGAAAGGAGCGGAUUCAUGCACCGCCAGUUCUCCGCCAUGCUUCAGCCCGGGGUCAACAAGUUCUCCCUGCGAAUGUUCGGCAGCCAGAAGGCCGUGGAGAGGGAACAGGAGAGGGUGAAAUCCGCGGGGGCCUGGAUUAUACACCCUUACAGUGACUUCAGGUUCUACUGGGACUUCACAAUGCUGCUCUUCAUGGUGGGAAACCUGAUAAUCAUCCCUGUGGGGAUCACAUUUUUUAAGGACGAAACCACCACACCAUGGAUUGUGUUUAAUGUGGUGUCAGACACUUUCUUCCUCAUGGACCUAGUGCUCAAUUUCCGCACAGGCAUUGUUUUUGAGGACAACACUGAGAUCAUCCUUGAUCCACAGAAAAUCAAACGUAAAUACUUGCGCACAUGGUUUGUAGUUGAUUUUGUGUCCUCCAUCCCUGUGGAUUAUAUUUUCCUCAUUGUGGAAAAGGGCAUUGACUCAGAAGUGUACAAGACGGCCCGUGCUCUUCGGAUUGUUAGGUUCACCAAGAUCCUCAGUCUGUUGAGGUUGCUCCGACUUUCCAGACUUAUCCGAUACAUACAUCAGUGGGAGGAGAUAUUCCAUAUGACAUAUGAUCUUGCCAGUGCAGUGAUGAGGAUCAUUAAUCUGAUUGCCAUGAUGCUACUGCUCUGCCAUUGGGAUGGGUGUCUCCAGUUCCUAGUUCCAAUGCUCCAGGACUUCCCUAGUAAUUGUUGGGUCUCUAUAAACAGAAUGGUGAAUGACUCGUGGAGUGAGUUGUACUCUUUUGCCCUGUUCAAGGCCAUGAGCCACAUGCUGUGCAUCGGGUAUGGGCGCCAGGCUCCUGAGAGCAUGUCUGACAUCUGGCUUACCAUGCUGAGCAUGAUUGUGGGUGCUACAUGCUAUGCCAUGUUCAUAGGACAUGCGACAGCUCUCAUACAGUCACUGGAUUCCUCACGCAGGCAGUAUCAGGAGAAGUACAAGCAAGUUGAGCAGUACAUGUCCUUCCACAAGCUUCCAGCUGAUUUUCGCCAGAGGAUACAUGAUUAUUAUGAGCAUCGUUAUCAAGGAAAGAUGUUUGAUGAAGACAGUAUCCUGGAAGAACUGAAUGAGCCCCUACGAGAGGAGAUUGUGAACUUUAAUUGCCGGAAGCUUGUGGCAUCCAUGCCACUUUUUGCCAACGCUGACCCCUGCUUUGUGACUGCCAUGCUGACCAAACUGAAGUUUGAGGUUUUCCAGCCCACGGAUUAUAUCAUCCGUGAAGGAACGAUUGGAAAGAAGAUGUACUUCAUUCAACAUGGGGUGGUUAGUGUCCUUACUAAAGGCAACAAGGAGGUCAAGCUCUCAGACGGCUCUUACUUUGGAGAGAUCUGCUUGUUGACCCGUGGCCGACGCACUGCUAGUGUCCGUGCUGACACCUACUGCAGGCUCUACUCUCUCUCUGUGGAUCAUUUCAAUGAGGUUUUGGAGGAAUAUCCCAUGAUGAGACGUGCAUUUGAGACUGUGGCCAUAGACAGACUGGACAGGAUUGGGAAGAAGAACUCCAUUCUCAUGCACAAAGUUCAGCAUGAUCUUAACUCUGGUGUCUUCAACAAUCAGGAGAAUGAGAUCAUACAGGAAAUUGUAAAGUAUGACAGGGAAAUGGUACAUCAGGCAGAGAUCCAGCAACUGAGUGGUGGAAUGUAUGCCACAUGCAAUCCUCCAUCCCCUCAACCGCAGGUUACUUCUGCAAUAGCUACUUUGCAACAAGCUGUAGCCAUGAGUUUCUGCCCCCCAAUGGCCAGCCCUUUGGUUGGAUCUCCACGUAUAAUGAGGAGGCUCCAGUAUGCUCAAGGAGGAUCAGGGGGCUUUUCCUUGUCUCCAGCCCUGUUCCAGCCCCCACUGCAACUCCUACAGCAUCAUCAGCCCCCACUUCAAGCUCAACGGCAGACAAACACAGCCAGCCCUCCCUCACAAUCUCCACGGGUGUCACAGAACUUUGCCUACCCAGCCAAGGGCCAAACUGGCUCUCAGCUAUCUCUUACUCAGUCCGGAUCUUCUGUCUCCCCUCAUCGGCUUUCCGUCCAUAAGAGCACCCACUCCUUACAUUCUGCCACUCUGACCCGUGAAUCUCGCCCACUCUCUGCCUCACAACCCUCAUUGCCUCAAGGGGCAUCACAGCUCCGCAGCCCACCAGCACCCCCUCCAACUGCUGGCAGCUUUACCUCCACAGGUGCAAAGGGAGGAUUUGGGCCACAAUCUGGGCCAAGGGUCCCAUUUCCUGCACGGCUAACCCUCUCUCAUCAGUUGUCUUCAUCUGGUUCAGUUGGUGGUGUUUCAGACUCUGCAGGGGCUACCUCCUUAGGGGGGAGAAAGGAUUCAGUUGUUAGUGCCCCGGAUACUGAUCCUGUGAGGGGGCGGCUAUCUGCUAACUUGUGAUGCAGUAACAAAGAAUGCUUCACUCCAGUGAGUGUUUCAGAUAAGCGUGUGCACAGUUAUAAAGUGAGGAGACAGUCGUACUACAAUAUACCCUCCCUCCCCCCCCCUUCCUGUGCUUCAUUUAUUUCUCCACUCAGCCUUCAUCAGUCUUUUGCGCCAAUGAAGGGAUCAAUACAUGCACCAACAUGGUGUUCACAUCUGCAAUUCAGUAUGAUGCAGACCCCUAUGAUUUUUCUUUUUUCAAAACAUGAAGCAAUACAAGGUCAGAUCAGGGUCCAAGAAAGUUUUCCCCAGCGAUAAAAUGCAGUGGUAACUUUAGCUUUCAGACUCCCUGCGCAUAGUGAUGUGCAUACAUUUGUAAAUUCCAUACAUUCAGACUGCUGACAUCGUAAAAAAUUACACUAUUUUCCAAAAUAACUGUAGUGAAGGCCAAGUGUAGCUGGUGAGAAGUUGUGAUAACGCUAGGGUUUAUUUAAUUUUUUUCUUUUUUUAUUUUGUCCAAAGCAAAUUAAGCCAGUUGUUGCAAACUGCAGGCGGUUUGUCAUGAAGUUUAAGCCUUCUACAGGAUUGUCACAGUUAAGGGGCAUGGCCAGGUGGCAGACUCCCCCUCACUUAUAGAAAUAUGGAACAUAAUAAUACAUAAUAUAAACAAAGAGUUUACAAUUCUAGUGUGUGAUACCAGUGUGUUCUAGGUCGUUGUUACAACGUUAAUGUUCCCCAUUUACAUACUCUAAUACUUAAUCCACUUAAGAGGCUAGUAUAAUGCAAUAGGCUUCAAAAGAAAAUAAAGACUUCUCGCUAUUACAAACUUACAGCUAGCUUAUGUGAUAUGUACAUACCAGCGGCAUGAAAAAAGGUAACACUGCUGUGCACAAUAUACGUACAUACAAAAGUGUGUCGGUCUACAUUAAUAUGCAUUUGUAAUAACCAAGUUAAAUUCACAUGCGCUGGAAAUACAAUUUGGCACAAUUAAUCUUUGUCCAUCCCAACCACGUACACUAAUCAUCAAGAUCCCAGGAACAGCUAACUUGUUUAUUUUUUUAAUUUGUUACCACUAUUAUCCUUGUCACCAUGUUUUGUUUAGUCCAUGGAUUGUAUUUUAGAAAGCCAUAUUGUGUAUAUCACACAGUUGUAUAUUAUAUAUGUAUAGUCUGUACUAUAUCCUGUUAUAUAAUGCAGGAAAAUGGGUGGGUGUUUAAAAAAAUAAAUAAAAUAUCAAGCUCUGUAUUCGGAUACAAUAAUUAUAGUAACCAUAAGAUAUUGCACACUAACGCAAAGCAUAUUUUUGAAUAAUCUUUGCUGUAGAGUGCUUUGUGGAAAUGCAUCCUAUUGGGGGGGGGGGGGGAGGGGGCAGUCCUAUUUGCUAAAGAUCUGAAGGAAUGCUUGUGGGGUAGUAAAUAAAUGCCAGUUUUAUGGUGUUCAGUCUUUUUGCUAAAGAAUAGUUUGCCUUUAGCAACAAUGUUUGACAUCCAAUUUUGAGAGCUGUAGAAUAUAAUGUAAAGAUGUCUUGGUAACACACAGAAGUCCAUUGAUUUAACCCCUUAAGGACCAAACUUCUGGAAUAAAAGGGAAUCAUGACGUGUCUCACGUGUGUCAUGUGUCCUUAAGGGGUUAAGCAAGUUAGGGCUUGCAAAACAAACAGGUUUUCCCCAUGAGCAGCCUGAAUGCGUUGUAGGGGAAAAUAUACACACACCAUACAUUAAAUACAGCAAACCAAAAGAGAAUUAUUAUUGGCACUUUACAUUUUGAGUAUGCUGUCCUCCCGUCCAUGAGGUCUUGUUUAAUAAAUGAGACAAAAUAUUACAAAUUUUGACAAGAAUGCUGAGUUGAUGAGGAUUUAGGACUACAGGAUAAGCUAGAUGCCCCAACAGUUAUCCUAGAUAUAGGCAUGUAAGGAGUGUCUAAGUACACCCUAUAGCAAGGCUUGUCCACACUACCUUAUUGAGGCUCCUGCUUAUUUCAGUAGCUCAUUGUAUAUUAUAUUUAUAAAUUAAGUUUACUAGACAAUUUUUUUUCACUUUUGAAGUUUGUAAGUCUUUAGCUGGUACAGGCGUCGUUUUGCGACCUACCUGUUUUACAACAGCUUGCACUUACAACCAGCUCUCUCGCGGGCUGGUAAGUGCGAGUCGUCGUGGGAAUUAGACGAACGCUGCAGAGCAGGAAAUCCCUCUAUGUUCGGGGGCAUAUUUCCGAACAUAGACAGACGCAACACAGCAGGGCAUCCCUCCAAUCUACAUUUGGGCAAAUUUGCCCGAGCAUAGAUUAGAGGGAUUCCCUGCUCUUGUGCGUUCAUCUAUGUUUGGGGAAAUGUCCCUGAAUACAGACAUGCGCACCAGAGCAGGGAAUCCCUCUAAUUUAUUCUCUGGGAAAUUUGCCCGAACAUAGAUUAGAGGGAUUCCCUGCUCUGGUGCGUUCACCUAUGUUCGGGGGGAAAUUUCUCCAAACAUAGACAAGCGCACCAGAGCAGGGAAUCCCUUAACUCCUCACUUGCCAACCAAUUCAUUUUAUGACCGGGUCGUAGGAACGGAACCCGGUCGGUAAGCGAGGAGUACCUGUAAUAUUUUAUUUUUUAAAACUUCAAUACAAAUUAACCUUUCAAUGGCAACAUUUACAGUAAAUAAUAUUUUAAAGGAUAUAGAAAAUGACCCAGGAUGCACAUGUUAAUAAAAUGUGAUACUCACCUAUGAAUCUUUAAGUAGCACUACAGUAUUACCAAGGACUGUAUUUGAUGGAAAGACUGAGAAAUAUGUUCAUGUUUUCCGUUAAAGUGGAGGAAAUCACCCACCCAGCUAUUCUGACAAGCAGUUAGACAUCUUAUACAGCAGCAGCAAUUUGUAUUAAGAUUACCAAAACAUUCCAUUUUCUGUAUGAUAUUUUGUAUAUUUAAUGAAAAACAAAAUUAAAUAUAUGCCAUAUAUACUUGAUAAGAGGGACUGCCUCUCUAGGAACAUUCAUUAAAAUAAAUGUAUUGCAGGUCCCAUUACUUGUGGGUAAGAACACAAAUCAUCUUUUCCAAGAGAGAUUUAGGGGUGGGAGCUGCCCCCUCCUCCCCCUCUGUUCCAGUGCCACUGCCUGUGGAUGACCGUGUCACUAAUGAAUGUAUUUUAAGGGGUAUAGGGGUUGAUAAAGGAGGUUUCAGGGUAUCUCCUGUCUCCUCAGAAGCUGCACUUUAUUGAGCAAAUUAUUCCAGCUUCUCUGUGUGUGCAAUAAACCGUUAUUUCUGAA